Molecule: messenger RNA, 597 nt
Organism: Giardia duodenalis
Lineage: Eukaryota; Fornicata; Diplomonadida; Hexamitidae
Product: Protein tyrosine phosphatase-like protein
Exons: 1
Coding region: 1-597 (198 amino acids)
Biological process (GO): sphingolipid biosynthetic process; fatty acid elongation; very long-chain fatty acid biosynthetic process
Cellular component (GO): endoplasmic reticulum membrane
Molecular function (GO): 3-hydroxyacyl-CoA dehydratase activity
Source: RefSeq, a predicted model, not a curated record
AUGACACUAGUGUACCUCUCCAUUUACAAUGCUAUCCAGCUAGCGUUGUGGUCACUGGGUCUUCUACUUCUAGGCGCGUGGGCACUACCAAAGCCAGAUAGCCUAGACCUUUACAUCUGCAUGGCUCAGAGCAUGAUGGUUUUGGACAUUGUGCACGUGGCUUUGGGGCUUACCCGGGGAGGACUUUUAACGACGACUCUCCAGAUCCUCUCCCGCCUUGUUGUCGUAUGGUUCGCAGUGCAUGAUUCUCGGACCACAAUUGCUGCGAGGUCAUAUUCCUGGGCACACUCAUGUUUUAUACUAAUGUACUCAUCCUGGGCCUUUGCAGAGAUCAUCCGCUACUCCUACUACCUCAAGAAGAACAAGCCACCCAAGUGGCUGAAGUGGUUGCGCUAUAACGCGUUUCAUUUACUGUAUCCUGUGGGUGUUCUUGCUGGGGAGGUUCCUAUCAUCUACCUUGCUCGGAUGGUCUACCAACCAUACGAUGUUUUCUGGUUGGGAUACUCCAUCGUUUUGCUUCUCUACGUCCCAGGGUUUCCGAUCCUAUUUCUGCACAUGGUAAAGCAGAGGAAGCGCGCUUCCACCGCAAAGCAGUGA